Acanthosepion pharaonis is the source of this 471-nucleotide messenger RNA. The record is from the annotation of a GenBank genome assembly. NCBI's taxonomy places the organism in Eukaryota, Metazoa, Mollusca, Cephalopoda, Sepiida, Sepiidae.
AUGUUUUUUUUCUUCAUGUAUUUAUUUCUGUAUGUGAUUUAUUUUUUUCGAUUUCUUAGUUUUUUUUUUCUUUCUUACUUUCCUUUGUCUUCUCUAUUUUUUCUCUUGCUUUCCUUGUUAGUUUUUUUUUCUUCUCAUCUAUUUUCUUUUAUGUUUUUUUUUAUUUAUACUUACUUGUUUCAUCUUAUUUUUUCGUUUCUUUUUUUUAUUUGGCUGCUAUUUUUCUUUCGUUUUUUCUGUUCUUUUUCUUUCUUGCCUUCUAUUUUUCUUUUCCUUUGUUAUGCCAUCGGUUUCUUUCUUUCUUCUUUUGUAGUAUCUAUUUUCUUUUUUAUCUUUAUUUAUCAUUUAGUUUUCUAUAUUUUUCUUAUUUUUCUUCUUCUUCUCAUCUUCGUUUCUUCUUCUUCUUCUUCUUCUUCUUCUUCUUCUUCUUAUUAUUAUUAUUAUUUCUCCGAGCUGAUUGUCAGCCUGUAA